AUAUUGGUUAUAGUAACCCCUAGUUCUAUCCAUCUUUAUCCAUCUCUCUCUCACUAUCUCACUCUCAAUAUUUUAAUUUAUGGCUUCUGACAUUAUUUUCCUCAAUGAUGCGAAGCUCCGAACACUUGCCGAUAUGAUACACGGCAUUGAACGUAAAAACUUAGGGGACCUAAACUUCGCGUCAACAACUGAGGAAGUGGUUUACCUUAGAAUCUGCAACAACAACCUUCAGUCCGUCGGGAACCUUCUGGAUCAGAGUGGUGAAACGGUGAGGAAGUAUAAGAGCGACGACGUUCGCGGUCCGAUAGCUGUUCUCAUCCAUUCUUAUACAGAGACAUGCCUCAACAAUGCAUUGCAGAUCUUCAACAACUACACUCUCCGGAGGGACUACCUUGACAAACUCACCUCCCAUCUCCAAAACCUUAUCAAGGAAUUGGAUGAUUUGGACACUUCCAAUCAUGCCGAUGUUGCUGCUCUCAACGACCAAAUUAAGCAUUACAACGAGGCUGUUAUCAACUACACCAAGAUGACCCAAAACACUCGUGCUUCUGAAGACUUCUCUAGACGUCUCAGGAGCAGCGGCAUCGACUUCCCCACCUUUGUCAAAAAGUAUCAGACAAUUCUUGGAUUUUCUGGACCAUUUGACAAGCUGACAGAUGAACAAAAGCUACUGGUGUAUGAUGCAAUAAUAGAGGCUUCAGGUCGGGGAAAAGUACUGAGUCAUAAAGUACUAAAGGCUAUUGCAUUGCCAGGUAGUUUUAGCAGCAAUGAAGUGAAACAUAUAUCUAUUAAGGAUGUUUUUGGCAAAGCAAUGCUUCUAAAAAAUGCAGCGUCCAUAACAUGGGAUGUGUACACAUCUGACCACCCGAUCAGAACCGCGACACGUGAUGCAAUCGUGGAAAUAGCUAAAAAAGGAGGGGCAUUGUUGGAAGACAUUGUCACAGCUGCUAUAGUAACAUUAGAAAUUGCAGAGGCAACAAGCCUGUUCGUUACUGGGGUAGGAUUUGUGGCUGGCUUUGUGGGAGGUUACAUUGUUGGGGAAAUUGCUGGCGCUGUUUUUGAUGCAAUUUUCGGCUCAGCAGGCAAUAAUCCUCUGCCUAAUAAAGACCAUAUCUUCUAUGUAGCUACUAUGCCUGAUGGGAAAGAGUUGGCCAGAAUAAUUGCCUAAAUUUCUGUAUCAAACAAAUAAUAUGUGCCCCUCUGAGUCCCUAGUGGACCACUAUCCUUUAUAACAUAAAUAAUAUAUAAUUGGCACUUCUUUUUACAGUCUUUCUGUGUGGAAAAAUUAUUGUACCAAGCUUAUUUGUUACUUUGACUAUCAAAUAUAAAAAAGAGUAUGUUUUA
Molecule: messenger RNA, 1344 nt
Organism: Ziziphus jujuba (common jujube)
Lineage: Eukaryota; Viridiplantae; Streptophyta; Magnoliopsida; Rosales; Rhamnaceae
Exons: 3
Coding region: 80-1168 (362 amino acids)
Source: RefSeq, a predicted model, not a curated record